AUGGCGCCUGAGAAAGACUUUGAAAUCGCCAUCAUUGGGGGCGGUAUUGCUGGCGCAACUCUGGCAAUAGCUCUGAAGAACCAUGGCAUCAAAUGCCAGAUCUACGAGCAAGGCCACGCAUUCAGUGAGAUUGGUGCCGGUGUAGCCUUCUCCCCUAAUUCAUUGAGCGCGAUGGACGUGUGUGACAAGAAUCUCCGCGGCGCGUUUGAAAAAGUCGCGACGCACAACCAAUGGCCCAGCAAGAAGAACGUCUACUUCGACGUCAUGGACGGCACCCCUGAUUUUUACGGAAGAGACCAGACGGAGCCCAUCUUCACACUUGAGAAUGAGCAGGGUCAGAAUGCUGUGCACAGGGCUCAUUUCAUGGACGAGAUAUCGAAACUAAUUCCUAUUGAGACCUGUCAUUUUAGGAAGCAUCUCGAUAGCAUUGCUGAAGAUGAGAAGAUGGAGAAAUUGAGGCUGACUUUCCACGAUGGCACAAGUGCUGAGGCAGAUGGAGUGGUGGGAUGCGACGGAAUCAAAAGUCGUGUACGAGAAAUCAUCGUGGGCGAGAAGCAUCCAAGCGCCAAGGCAAAGUACACACACAUGUAUGGUUACCGAGGAGUAAUUCCGAUGGAAAAGGCGGUUGAUAUCAUUGGAGAAGAGAGAGCAACGAACUCUUGCGUGUGGAUCGGGCCCAAUGCCCAUAUUCUCUCUUACCCCGUCGAUGGUGGCGACACUUACAACAUGUUUGCUGCUGUGUGUGACACCAAUGAGUGGCCUGAUGAAGACCAUCUCACGCUUCCGGCGAAGAAAGAAGACGCGAUCAAGGACUUCGCCAAUUUCGCACCUGCCAUCAAGAAGAAGCUCACGAUGGUUGAGGAUAACCUCGAUAGGUGGGCUCUAUUCGACCUAGGCGAUAACCCUGUUCCUUACAUGCACAAGGGACGCGUUGCUAUCAUGGGCGACGCCGCACACGCCACUACACCGCACCACGGUGCGGGCGCGGGCUUCUGUAUCGAAGACUCGGCGUUGAUGUCCGCCAUACUUGGGGACGAGCGGGUCAAGAAGCCGGCCGAUGUCGAGGCAGCUUUCGCAGCCUUUGAUGCCAGCCGCCGCGAGCGAGGUCAAUGGCUGGUGCAGAGCAGCAGACGUAACAGUGAGCUCAUGGAUUUCCGCGCCAAGGACGUUGGCAGGGACCUGAAGAAGAUCGAAAAGGAAAUGAAGGAGAGAUUCGGGAAGAUCUGGAACUACGAUAUCAACGGGGCCAUUAACGACGCCAAGGGAGACCUGGGAAAGAGACUUGCAAAGAUGAGCCGGGCAUGA
Molecule: messenger RNA, 1305 nt
Organism: Neoarthrinium moseri
Lineage: Eukaryota; Fungi; Ascomycota; Sordariomycetes; Amphisphaeriales; Apiosporaceae
Exons: 4
Coding region: 1-1305 (434 amino acids)
Biological process (GO): secondary metabolite biosynthetic process
Molecular function (GO): FAD binding
Source: RefSeq, a predicted model, not a curated record